UUGAUAAUAAAGUGAACAAUUGCAAUCAAUAUCUACACAUGUGAACCAUGUUCUGUAAUAUAGUGCGCAAUUAUGCUACAGAUUAAAAUUUAACUAUCUAAAUUCAAUAUUUAAACUUCUUUUCCUGUUCCAGGAUGUUGAAGUAGUGCAGGUACAAAUUUAAUGAUCAUGGCUUAUUCGCUAGCUAAGAGUCUACGCGAUACCUCCAACCAAGACAGAUGGACAGAGGAAACGGUGCCUAAAGCUGCAGAGUAUAUUGAAUUUACAGGCGACGACAAUAUAGGAUUUACCUGGGUGGGUAAUGUGGAUAAAAGUGGAGAUUGGAGAAAAACGUACAGAGCGGAUCUAGCGAUGGCGUAUUUUGGAGGUACAAGAUUUCAACCGGAAAUACCUGUUUACUCCGAGGAUGACGACGACGAGAGUGACUAUGGAGACAGGCGAGGAAAUGGAUUAGGAGCAACGCGCGGCUCCAGCCACGGAGGUCCAUACGGCGUAUCUAGAGGUCAAGGUAACCCUGAUAUACUUGGAGCAACAAAAACCUCGUCCGGUUGGCGCUCAGUCGACCGGGGUAAGGAUUUUCGUACAAGUGGGAGGAAUGGUACCAGCAACCGAGAUGAUCAAAAUCCUUAUGAUCCCAGGUUACCUAUGGGAACAUCCGACAGACAUCAGCUUGGGUCUACAAAUGGAAAAUCAUCGUUUGACAAACAGAAUUUCCGUAAAACUAAAAUGGGGAGUAGUGGGCAAAAUCUCCGUUAUACUCAAAAUCCCUACGGAAUGACCCAACUGUCGACUUUGAGAGAAGAGAGCGAAAGGGUACUGCCGGGUGGUUCAAGACCAUACGAUUAUACGAACCCAGCUGAGCUCGACGGAAUAGCCACCGAAGCCUACGAUAGAAAAGAUGGUUGGAAAACGAUGAUGGCAAAUAGGAACAUUACUGAUAAAAUUUACCGUCAGUUUGAUCAGAUCAAGAGGAGAUGGGCCCCCAGUUCAGGCCUCAGUGAGACUGGCUCGGUCAAUAAGUGGGACGAACAGAGCACGGACACAUCUUCUACCGAAACCCGCUCUGACAGUGACGACUAUGACCACAAGAGCCUCAAGAAGCGCUGCCUUGUCGGCUUCAUCAUCCUGUUUGUCAUCCUUGUGUUAACCGCCGCUAUUGUGCCAGCUGUUGUCCUUACCAGGAAGAAAGACUCAGGCGAUUCCCCCGACGUAAUGGAAAGGAUCGACAUGCAAGCGGAAAUCAACAAUUUCAACUUCACGCCCGGGCUGAAUGACAGCAACUCAGAUGAAUACUACGAAUUCACACAUACCUUCUGUGAUCAGAUAAUUGAUAGUAUGGCAGAGAAUAACCAGACCGACGGACUCGUCAAGGAUCUCCUUGGGUGUACAGUUCAGUCUCUCAGUUCUGGGAGCGUUAUUGUGAACUUCACUGUGGUGAUUAUUCACGGAGGGAACAAUGGGCCGCCAACCAAGACACAAGUAAAGAUACUGGUCGGCGUUGGUGACGGGAACACGGGGACAGUCAAUAUCGGAAUAUUCACUAUUGACGUUGAAACAUUCGUAGUUCAGGCUAUUGUUGUGGUGACCGCCGAAGACAACCCACUACCAACAAUGAUUUCUUACAACCGUACCUGUCAGCCCGGAGAAGAAUGCGAAACUUCUUUUGCGCGGUGUUUGAACGGAACAUGCGCAUGCGCACAAAACAGAUACUACAAUUUCGUAAACGACUCGUGUCUUAAAGACUCAGGCGAUUCCCCCGACGUAAUGGAAAGGAUCGACAUGCAAGCGGAAAUCAACAAUUUCAACUUCACGCCCGGGCUGAAUGACAGCAACUCAGAUGAAUACUACGAAUUCACACAUACCUUCUGUGAUCAGAUAAUUGCUAGUAUGGCAGAGAAUAACCAGACCGACGGACUCGUCAAGGAUCUCCUUGGGUGUACAGUUCAGUCUCUCAGUUCUGGGAGCGUUAUUGUGAACUUCACUGUGGUGAUUAUUCACGGAGGGAACAAUGGGCCGCCAACCAAGACACAAGUAAAGAUACUGGUCGGCGUUGGUGACAGGAACACGGGGACAGUCAAUAUCGGAAUAUACACUAUUGACGUUGAAACAUUCGUAGUUCAGGCUAUUGUUGUGGUGACCGCCGAAGACAACCCACUACCAACAAUGAUUUCUUACAACAGUACCUGUCAGCCCGGAGAAGAAUGCGAAACUUCUUUUGCGCAGUGUUUGAACGGAACAUGCGCAUGCGCACAAAACAGAUACUACAAUUUCGUAAACGACUCGUGUCUUAAAGUGGACUGUGGACAGAAACCGACCGUGACACACGGAGCGACUGCGACUUCGGAAGGUUCUUUGUACGGAUCAAUUUUGAAAGUGACAUGCGAUGAGGGAUAUGCCUUGCCUAGCGAUCAGAAUCCAUUUAACGUAACAUGUGUCAAUAACAACAGUUGGGCAAACUUACCAGGAUGCAGUCCAAUAAGCUGUGGAAAUUAUACAGCUCAAAUCGAUAGCCAUAUACUUGGAUACGACCCAAACUCAUUUGUUGGAUCGGUUUUCAAUGAGAAUGUAACAAUUCUCUGUGUCGACGGAUAUGAAAACCCAGCUGAAAAGACAGAAACAUGUCAAUCCGAUGGAAAAUGGACGAGCAACGUUAGAUGCACCGCAGUCAGCUGCGGAAGUUUCCAGGCUCCCGAUGAUAGUGUCAUAUUUGAAAAUGGAAUCGAAUAUGAAAACACUGUCAACAUAACAUGUAAUCCUGGUUAUGAGAUUGAAGGUGAAUCAUCAUCGACAUGUCAAGCAAAUAGGAAUUGGACCAGUUAUGGAAAAUGCAAUCCUAUUCUCUGCAAAACUUUUGAAGAAGUUGAAAACAGUAAAAACACAAGUAUUGUCAAUGAUAUCCGAUUCAAUGAACCAAUAAUAAUACUUUGUCAGGACGACCAUGAAUACGUCGGAGACACUUCUUUAUCCUGUGAUGAAAAUGGAGACUGGCCCAAUAUCAGUUGCGUCCCCGUGGCUUGCAGUGGCACAACAAAUAUUGACAACGGUAAAAUAUCAAAUGCAAGCGAAACCACGUUAAUCUACCAGUGCAAUGACGGAUAUGAAACGGAUGACAACACUAUUGUUAAAUGUCAGAAUGGUCAGUGGGACUCACUUCCAGUCUGCACGAGAAAGAACUGUGGACAAAUUGCCACACUCAUUAAUGGAAACAUAACAUAUGUCGACGGGACCGUUUUUGGUGAUACAGCUGUAGUAGAAUGUGAUAUCGGAUAUGAGCUUCCACAAGACGGCAUAAUUCAGUGCCAAAGCAAUGGCACAUGGAAUUAUCGUCCGUCCUGUGACAAAGUAUAUUGUGAUACUUUCCCGAAACAUGCAAUAAAAUCAAGUUCUACAGGAUAUAGGUUUGGAGAUAGAGUUGAAAUUGUCUGUGAAAAUGGAUAUAGGGUUAUUGAGAACAUUUCUGAAUGUCAGAGUAACAAAGGCUGGGUCCCUGAUUCAGUUUGCCAAAUUCAGGACUGUGGAAAUAUUUCAAUUGAAAAUGGACAGAUCCAAGAUGAAGCAAAUACUACUUUUGGAAGUGUGAUAUUUGUUGCAUGCGAAGAUGGUUUUAGCAUCAUUGGAAAAGAACAUGUGUCGUGUUUAGAAACCGGAGAAUGGGACGCACUUCCCAUUUGUAACCAAUCAGAUUGCGGAAACUUGACACUUCCUGAACAAGCGUAUGCGAACGGCAGCAUCGUUGAAUGCAAGGAUGGCUACACAUUGAAAGACAUCAAAUGCCACAGCAAUGGAUCUUGGGAAAUUGUUGGGUAUUGUAUGCCAAUUUCCUGUAAUGCUACCGAUGCUCCAUUAAAUGGUAAUAUUGAAAAUAAAACCAGCUCUCAUGUAUUUCAGACCAAACUGACGGUAAUGUGUAACGAGGGAUACCAACUUAAUGGUAGUGAAUCUAUUGAAUGUUUAAGCAGUGGUACAUGGAGCGAUAUCGCCGAGUGUCCACCUGUCACUUGCCUUCCAUUUAAACUGCCCAAUAAUAGCAAUUUUAUCGAGGUAAACGACCAAAGUAAAAACACAUACAUGUCCAACAUAACCAUAAAAUGUCUUACUGGCUACGAAAUGAAGGGAAAUGCAAAUGUAACUUGUCAAUCCAAUGGAACCUGGACAAUAUCUCCUGAAUGUGUGCCAGUUAUGUGCAAAAACUACACUGUUCCUCCCAAUGCGCAUAUCGCCGAGGGCGAGUCUCCUGCCAACUAUUUUAAUGAAUCUAUAACAGUGAUUUGCGAUUUAGGAUACGAAUAUGCUGAUAGUGCAUUGACCACUGAUGUAUGCCAAUCAAACAAAAACUGGACUACUCAAGUUUCUUGUGAGCCCGUUUCAUGUGGAGCUUUCGGAGAAACCAUAGAAUACGCUGAAAUGAGCCAAGACGGUAGUAAUUAUGGCGACAACAUCACAGUAACGUGUAACACAGGUUAUGUACUCAAGGGAGCUAAAAUCAUUCAGUGUGCAGAAAACAGAUCAUGGAGCCGUGCUCCUACUUGCGAACCCAUUAACUGUACACAAUUGAGCGAAAUCCUUCCUAAAAACGUAGCGAUUUCUGUGGGAAGCACCAACCCUUUUUCCUACAAUAAUACAGUUGAAUUGGUAUGCAAGGAAGGAUAUGAAACAAACAGUUCAACUUCAGUGACAUGUCAAGCUGAUGGGAACUGGACACCUUUUCCAGAAUGUGAGGCUGUAUCAUGUGGAGCCUUUGGAGAAACCAUAAUGAACGCCGAAACGAGCCAAUACAAUAGUAGUUACGGUGACAACAUCACAGUCACGUGUAACACAGGUUAUGCACUUGAGGGAUCGGGAAUUAUUCAGUGUGGAGCGGACAGAUCAUGGAGCCGUGCUCCUACUUGCGAACCCAUUAACUGUACACAAUUGAGCGAAAUCCUUCCUAAAAACGUAGCGAUUUCUGUGGGAAGCACCAACCCUUUUUCCUACAAUAAUACAGUUGAAUUGGUAUGCAAGGAAGGAUAUGAAACAAACAGUUCAACUUCAGUGACAUGUCAAGCCGAUAGGAACUGGACACCUUUUCCAGAAUGUGAGGCUGUAUCAUGUGGAGCCUUUGGAGAAACCAUAAUGAACGCCGAAACGAGCCAAUACAAUAGUAGUUACGGUGACAACAUCACAGUCACGUGUAAUACAGGUUAUGCACUUGAGGGAUCGGGAAUUAUUCAGUGUGGAGUGGACAAAUCAUGGAGCAAUGCUCCUUCUUGCGCCCCCAUCAACUGUACACAUUUGAGCGAAGAAAUCCUCCCUGAAAACCUUGCAAUUUCUGAAGGAAGCGCAAAUCUUUUUCACUACAAUAUAACUGUUGAUUUAGCCUGCGGAGUUGGAUAUAUAAUUAACGGUACGAGGUCGGUCACAUGUCAAGCAAAUGGAACUUGGACUAAUCUUCCAAUAUGUAACGCCAUAAAAUGUGUCAAGUUUAUCCCACCGGAAUUUGGUGACAUUGAUGAUAGUUUUUAUGUCGGUCAAUACUUUAAAGAAAAUGUAACGAUUAAAUGUCAGGACGGCUUUAAAAUGGAAAAUCCUACUAUAUCGACGGCUGAAUGCCAAUCAAACGGAACCUGGACAACUAGAGUGAAAUGCGUCAAGAUAAAUUGCGGAGAGCAUGAACAAGUAACAAACGGCAAUUUGGAUGGGUCAGAUGAUGAUUUUAAUAGCACCAUUACUAUUUCAUGCGAUCCCGGGUAUGCCUUGCCUGGACCGAAUAUAUCUACAUGUCAAGCAAAUAAGACAUGGUCAGAAAUAGGACAAUGUCUCCCCAUCACAUGUACCAAUUUUGAUGUAGUUGAAAACAGUCAAAACAGAAGUACCAUCACAGAUAUUAAAUACGGAGAAGAUAUUGACAUUCUUUGUAAUGAUGGAUUUGUUUACGUUGGAAAGAAACCUUUAACCUGCUCUGAAACUGGUGACUGGCCUGUUGUUAACUGCUCAAGAGUUACAUGUAAUGGAUCAACCGAUAUUGACCACGGUUCAAUUGUCAACACUAACGAGACCGCAUUAGAAUUCAAAUGUCAUGAUGGAUAUGAGUCUCUUUCUGGUCUUAUAGUGAAGUGUAUUGACGGUGAAUUGGGAACUCUUCCUAACUGCACCAAAGUCGACUGUGGGCAAAUUCAAAAUAUAGACAGCGGUAUCGUUAUUUAUAUUAACAACACAACACUGUUUGGCGAAACGGCAGUGGUUAACUGUAGUUAUGGAUAUGAACCAUUGGAAACUCAAGAAAUAACUUGUCAUAACAACGGUAGCUGGAGUCACUAUCAAACGUGUGCGCUCAUUCGCUGUCCUUCUGUGCUUGGUUCUAAUAUUUACAUAGCGAACUCAACUGCAAAUUAUUCGUUUGAAGACUCUGCCAUAGUUGCAUGUGCGGCAGGAUACACAUUGGAUGGUAGCAAUGUGAUUGAGUGCAAAGUUGAUGGGAACUGGACCGACAUUCCCACGUGCAGUUUAAUAAAUUGCAGUAGUCCAAUUAUUGUGCAUGGGAAUGUUACAUUUGUUACAACAUCAAAUGGUUCUACUGCAACCGUUACCUGUGAGUACGGAUAUAUGCAUGAUGGAAAUGGGUCUGCCCUGUGUGAGAACGGUACUUGGCUCGGAAUAGGAAGUUGUGAGACUAUUACAUGUAAUCCUUUUAUGCCACAGAAGAACAUGCGUACACAAAAUGAUUCUAAUGGAGAGAUUUAUCCUUUUAACAGUGUCAUUCAGGUGGAAUGUGACGAAGGAUAUCAGUUUACGACGAACGACACAACUCUGACAUGUGAUUUGACCGGAAAUUGGACUGUUCUUCCUGAAUGCGAAAAAAUCAUGUGUACAAUACAAAACGUAUCAAAUGGAAGACCAAACCCAGAUAAAGUAAUGUUUCUAAUAGGUGAAUUAUAUAACCUGACAUGUGAUGAAGGUUACGAUUUGUUGGAUGAAAGCAAUGUUACAUGUGAUGAAAAUGGAAUGUGGAACAAACAGCUGUCUUGUGAACCAGUUAACUGUACAGGUGAUAUUUCACUUGAAAAUGGAACGUUUUCACCUUCAAAACUAUUUUAUUCGUAUGGCAACGAAGUUUCAAUCAAUUGCAAUGAAGGGUUUAAGGUAGAAGGUUCAUCUGAGAUUCAAUGCCUUGCAAAUGGGUCUUGGUCACAUCUUCCUUCAUGCACAGUUAUAACAUGCGCCGAUAUUUCUGUUCCUGAAAACGCCGAGAUUGUCGACGAUGGUGGAAACACAUUUGGUUCUAAUACAACAAUCAAAUGCAAACCUGGAUUCUACCUCACAGGAAUUAAUACGUCAAUGUGCAUGGAUGAUGAAAAUUGGUUAGAACUUGGAAAUUGUUCUCUGAUCGAGUGUGGGACGAUUCCUUUUAUAGAGAAUACAAGGAACAUAUCUGCGAAUUUUACAAGACAAUAUAAUUCGUCCAUAAGUUACGAAUGCGACGAGGGUUAUAACUUCUCCAAUGAAAGUGAUGCACAAAUUGUUUGCUCGCAAAACGGAAUGUGGGAAGGAAGUAUAUCUUGCCAGAAAGUGAAAUGCCUAAAGCUGAACAUAGGAAAUGGCUCAAUCAGUGACGAAACGAACGUUGUUUUUGAGUUCGGAGAUAUUGUUCAAGUACAAUGCAAUGAUAAUUACACACUGACUGGAAAUAGUGAAGUUCGUUGUUUAGCCAACGGGUCAUGGGACGAUGUUCCGGUUUGUGAGCAAAACGUGGUGUGUCCCACUCUUACAAUAACAAACGGAAACAUUAAGUUCAUGGACCGACGUGCGAAUGUUACAUGUUUCGAUCUAUAUAAUUUAAAUAGUUCUUCAAAUGUUGAUUGCCAGCAAAAUGGGUCAUGGACUGAGAUACCUAAGUGUGAUUUAGCAUUUUGCCAACCAAUAACUAUAGAACAUGGAUAUUUAAACGAUUCUCAAACUGAAAUAGGCUCCGUGGUACAUGUGUCUUGCAGUGACGGCUACAAAGUAAAUGGUACUGCGAUCACUAUAUGUGAAAACGAUGGUAGCUGGUCAGCAGAAGUUGUUUGUGAACUUGUGAGUUGUAUAUCUUUUGAUGUGGUCGAAAGGGGCUUAUUUACCGUUGACAAUACGACGGCGCCCUUUAACGGGUCAAUUAUACCGACCUGUAUUCCCGGCACUGACUUUACACCUGGCUCAGUGAGAGAGAUAAACUGUACAGAGAAUGGAUGGAUAGGAGCUCCUGAAUGUCAAAUUCAGGGUCAAAUUUCAUUUGAACGAGAUAUGUUUGCAUUCCCAAGUGGUCAGGAAGCCGUUAUAAAAUGUAUCAUUUCGAACAACCCCAACUGGCAGCAUGCUGUCAUGAAGAAAAAGAACGGAGAAACCAUUUUCAGUGUUUGGAAUGAUACUGGAUCUGUUAGAGUCACUGAUGAGAUUAGCAUUCAUACAUACACAGCGUUUCAUUCCUUGGAAUCGACCUUCGAAUUUGGUUUAAACAUAUCGUCUAUCAUUUGUGACGAUGCCGGCAUUUAUAUAUGCGAAGUUGAAGCUGGUAAUUUCACUAUUGUGAAAUCUGCGAACGCCUCAGUUUCCUUAACAGGAAAUGCAACUAUUCCUAACAUUUCGGCACCAGAAUUUAUGAACGCUGGCCAUGGAGGAGAAAUAAAAUGUACAGGAAAUGUUGGCUUGAAUGAGAAUGGGCUCACAGGAAACCUGUCAUUAGUUGUAACAACCGGCGAGAUGUCCAAUACAGAUACUCAAGAAAUCAACCCACAAUGUGAUGGAUACGUGGAGGCCGUAUUUAUGGCGCCAACAUUUCCAAGCAAUAUUACUGAAGUUACUGUUCGUUGUGAAACUAGCACAGUCGAAGGUCCCCCUCUGGUUUCAUCAAACAGAACGAUUGAAAUACGAUCCUCAUACGUCGCCUUUCCCACAUCCUCAUAUUUGCUGAAGAUUGGACAACCCGGGAAUAUCGUAUGUGAUGUGGCAAACAUUGAUAACUGGACUGCGGUUGUUAUUUCGAAGCCAAACGAUGCAGACUUUGUCAAAGUGUUUCCUGAUGGAGCAAACAAUUUGCAGAAUGGGAGUAACGUUGAUUUGUCGCACUCGAACUUAACAGACACUGCAGUUAAGGUCGUUGUCUAUUUUAACAACGUCUCUUGUUCUGAUGCGCCAAUGGAAUCUGGAACAAUAAACUACACAUGUACAGCUCUAAAUGGGGACGUAGUUCUAGGCCAGGAUACAACUAAGAUAACUUUUCAAAUGGACCCGAAUGAACCUAUCUUGUCCAUUCCAUUGACGACUGUGGAAAAUAUCCCAACUCCUUAUACAGCAUUAGACUAUUUGUGGUGUCUUGCAAACGUUGGUUCUGACACAAACCGUGUCGUUCAAAUUGAAAUCCAAAGGAGCGGUGAAUCCGAAUUUAGUGCAUUUAACCUGACAAUGCCUGAGCCACCAGAAACGACGUCAAGAAACUGUGAAAUAAACGUCACUGUUACAUACAAACAAAUUAAUUUUGACAAUUCCUACAAUAAUUCCAAAAUACGAUGCAGUGUCUACCAGAAUGCAUCAUCUACCGAUCCUAUGGUAUCAUCUCCAGUGUACGAUGUUACACUCCUUCCAGAGUCAAUUUGUGACGAAGUGACAAACACGACCAACACAACACUGUAUUUGCCAUAUCCAUACUCCUAUCCUGGUUCGUGUCGGAAACACGUCGAAUGUUCCUUUAAUGAAACAUCUGUUUCGAUCUAUGCACGAGAAUGUGAUUCAGAUAUAUGUCCAGUAUUUGAUGACAAUGGGACCAUUUUUAAUUGUGAUAAUUGUAUUGGUUGCAUAUAAUAACAAACUGUUGUUCAUUUUUAGAAAGAAGCUAAUCAUUCUGCAUUCUAAUAUACUUGAACAUUUGUGUUAUAAUAAAAUUAAUUGAAUGCAGAUUGUGAUUAUGCGUUCUAAUAUUAGGGAGCAUUGGACUUAUUUGGUAUAUAUAUUAUCACAGAUAGAAGACACUAAUUGGUUUUGUUUCUGUAUUCAUUUCAAGUAUAUCAUUAUGUUGGGACAUGCCAACUCAAACACUGUAUAUACUGGGUUAUUUUUUUAAUUAUAUGAACGAAAGACAUCUUUGACUAUGUCUGGAUUGGUAUUAUUUAGUUUACGUGUUCAUCAGUUCAUGCAUGGAUACUAGUGGAAAGGUGUUUAAACUGUGAAAAUAAAACUAUCAUAUGACAUACUCUUUCAUAAGCUGUAUGUGGAUACAAUUAUU
This is a messenger RNA of Mya arenaria, 10231 nucleotides long. RefSeq names its product sushi, von Willebrand factor type A, EGF and pentraxin domain-containing protein 1-like. The record is from RefSeq and is a predicted model, not a curated record. Lineage: Eukaryota; Metazoa; Mollusca; Bivalvia; Myida; Myidae. The coding region runs from base 163 to 9810 and encodes 3215 amino acids. The transcript is spliced from 18 exons.